Molecule: messenger RNA, 3434 nt
Organism: Neoarius graeffei (lesser salmon catfish)
Lineage: Eukaryota; Metazoa; Chordata; Actinopteri; Siluriformes; Ariidae
Gene: tagapa
Product: T cell activation RhoGTPase activating protein a
Exons: 9
Coding region: 1309-3297 (662 amino acids)
Biological process (GO): signal transduction; regulation of Rho protein signal transduction
Molecular function (GO): GTPase activator activity
Source: RefSeq, a predicted model, not a curated record
CUGAAACUAAUUUGCAUGGAGGCAGGAUUUAGUAGGAGACCAGACAGAUUGUUGGCCAAUUACCAGAAAUGGCAAAUUCACUUAUUAACAUUCAUGGUUAAAACAUGGGGGCUGAUUGUUUUCAUGAAAUGACAGUAAACUAGUGAAAACAAAGCACUGUCAAAUGUUGAAUCUCGCAAUGAUUUUCUGUUUCUUAAAAAUUCCCACCAUGGCAGUGGGCCCUAGGAUAAUGAAUCAUUGUGUAAGUUCUGUUACAGUAAAUGCUUGUUCAGCAAAUAAUUAUCCCAAAAAGGCAUCUUUACUGUAAAAUAGACAGCAGGGUUUUUUUAAACACAGAAAUGGUCCAUUUUUUAGAAAUGAGAAGGUUGUGUUUUUGAGUAUGCUUUCUACUUUGUGAUUAAUUUAGUGUCUCAAGAAAGAUAAGCCAUAACUCUACUCAUCUACCUAGACUUUCUCUUGAUUUUUGAUUAAACUUGGCUCUGAUUAACUAUAGACUUGCUCUUGAAUUGAACUUGGUGCAGACCACUGCUCCAUUUCACCUGUCUGUUACCUUUACACUCAUGGUUUUGUGAUGUAUGUGGCACUUUCCACCCACCAGUAUAUGUGUUGCUGCCCUACAUACCUAAGGGGGUGUUGACAGUGGGAGUCCGUGAUGCUACUUCCUGUCUCCAUUGCACAUCAGAAUUUCCCUUUCUGCCCACCCACUUUAGUUUUGUAGCAUGCAGUGGGUUGCUCUAAGUUAGUCUGUCUCAGUCGUGUGUUGGUGUCAUGUUGCUCUCGUGUCAAUACAACUGCUUUCACGGUUUCUGAAUUGAACUAGAUCCUGGAUUCUUUCAAGAGGUGAGAAAAACUACUCAUUUGUAUUGAGAUUUAUUAAAACUUAUAAUGUGACAAUGUGUUCAGUGUGUUUUAGGUAUAUGUUUGAUUUGCUAAAAUAGUUUGGCAUUGUAGUACUUUUUAGUGAAUUAUACUGGAACUGAUGAUCAUGCUUUUAGUUAAGCACAGUUGCAUUCUAGUGCAUUCUAAUCAUAUGCUUUUAUACACUAAUUUUAUGAUUAAUGUAUACAUAAGUACAAUUGUUUUUUUUAAUUGUGUAAUGUGACCGCCAUAACACAAGAAUCAGAAUCAUAUACUCAUAACCUAUUCUAGAUUAAAUUAUGCAGUGCUUUAGGUCUAGAUAGUAUAGAAUAAAAUAUGUGUUUUGGAUUUAAUCCCAAUGAUAUAUAAUGAUUUAAAUGUAUUAAUUUUAAUUUCCCAGGUAAACUGACAGACGAGAGUAUUUUGUAGACAUCACACCAUAGCGCACUAAUGAAGGUGUUGAGUGGCCACGUUGUGACAAAAUCUCAGUCUGAGGACGGCAUGGACAUACUCAUCAUGUCAGCCUCACCUGUUCGUAUGAAUAUGGAACUCCCCCAACUUAAGCAAACAUAUGAAAACAAGUUGACAAACUCCUCCCACACUGACAAUAUCAACCGAAAGCGCUGGAGGAAACUUUUCCGGCGGGUACAAAAAAACCAGAUGGAUUCUAGUUGUGCUACUCCGCCUCAAAGGAAGUUACUUUUUGGACGAGCUUUGUCAGAUGUUUGUGAAGAAAAUGGUGAUCCCCCAAAGCCCAUUAUGGAGAUUCUCUUAGUGCUGUGCAGAAAGGGCCCAUACACAGAAGGAGUGUUCAGGAAAGCUGGCAAUGCCAAGGCUCUGAAAGAAAUCAAGGAACAACUCAACAAUGGAGUAGAAGUGGAUCUACAAAAUAAGCAUGUGAUCUUGCUAGCUGAUCUCCUCAAGGAUUUCUUGAGGCACCUUCCUGGCAGUUUGCUAAUGGUGGAUCAGUACCAGGCCUGGAUGACAGCAAUGCAAAAGCAAGAUUCACAUGAAAGGUGCACUGAGCUCCAAUUGGUGAUUAAUAUGCUUCCGAAGCCCAAUAAUAUACUCCUGAAACAUCUCAUCGUUUUGCUGUACCACAUCCACACCAAUACAGAUAGAAACAAAAUGGAGUCCAGCAGUUUAGCUGUUUGUGUUUCACCUAAUUUGCUCCAAACUGACAACAUUGAAAUGCUAAAAAAUGUCUCAAACCUGACUCAGUUCCUCAUUGACAACUGUUGUGAAAUAUUUGGAAAGGAUGCACUGACACUUCUUGGGGACCCAGAAGAGGAAGAACUCAGUGAUAAAAAUGAUUCACUGUCCUCACUCCAUCAUGACUCUGCCUAUGACAGCAAUGACCCUGACGUGGAUGGGCAUAAAGGGAGCUACACAGAAAUGCACACCUUCCAUUCUGAUACUGAAGAGAAAACUCUGGAUUGCUUUCAAGUGUCCUCCUCCCCUGAUGCUGUGGAGAAAAAAACUAACAAACCUUUUAUUCGCCGAUGCUCUGAGCCAACAAUUGUCUUCAACAAAAGUGCUCGAAACCAGCCUGCCCUAACCAGGAGUCAGACAGAUACGGACUUUUAUGGACAUUAUUUGACAAAACAGAUCUCAGAUGAAUGUGUUUUGUUUGGGGCGGGCAAAACGUUGUUAACUGUGCAUAAGAAAAUCUAUAUUUCAUCUCCAGGUGAGCAUCUCCAGCAUACUUCUAAACACUGCUCACACUGCUCCUCUAGUUCUCUGGAAAGCACCUUCUCCAGUGCCUCAGAGAGCUCCAUCCAAACUAGUUCCCCUAUUAUUUCAUCCUCCAGUCAGAGACAGGCCAUCCAACGUAAACUGUCUUUCCCCAGCCACUCAAAGGCACGUGAGACUGUGCUUGGUGAGGCCACCAAGAAACGCUCCCAAUCAAUGAAAGCGCCAAAUUCUCGGACUAAAGUUAGCUUUUCUCGAGGGGGCAUUAACAAACGAGCUCAGAAGGCCUUACGUCACAGCCAGACUCUCCCUGAAGUGCUGUGUCUCAACAGGUCCUUCCUCGUGCCACAAAAGCCCCAACGUUUGUCUAGUGAGGAGGUGUUCCAGCAAGUGGACAGCAGGAUUUCGGGUAAUCCUCCAUCCUAUGAGCAGGCAAUUCAAGACAACGCUCACACUGCACUUUCACUCUGCAGCCCAUUGACUGUUGACGCUGCUAGGUGUCUGUCAAGGCACACAUGCAGUCAGUCUACAUUCCCAACUGCAGAACCAUCAAAUUUCUGCUCAGCGAAAGAGAGCUGUUGCUCAGGUGGAGAAAGGAGUGAUGUACUGGCUACGUCAUCUACCCCGCCAGAGUCGCGGCGGGGGAUUGUAUCAGAGACCAACUUUGAAGAAUCUAAGAAUGGCUUGUUGCACUGUUGUAAUCGACAAAAGUUGGAGGCUUUGGAUGUCAGAGAGUCAGAUGUGUGACAUGUUCUGUUUUGUUACAUCUAUAAUCUGUGGGACAUUUUUCUACCGAUGUAUUGUAUUUUGAAGCAAAAAAAGAGUAUCUGUGAAAUAAGAGCUUCUAAGAAGUCUGUAAUCAUGUGUGUAUACUGUAUAUAAUU